AUUACAGUCUAGGGCUUGCUGCUGAAAAGCCCGCUGGAUCCUCCACUGACCUGCUGUUCUUUCCUGCUUUCCUCUUGCGUUUUUUCCACAUUUAGAUUAAAAACAAAGCUCUCACUCUCUCUCUCUCUCUCUCUCUCUCUCACUCCCUUCUCCCCUCCCUCCUCCUUCUUCUUCUUCUCCCUUCUUCUCCUUCUUCUUUUCUGCUGCAGCAGUCAAGGCAGAGGCUUCAGUGUGUCAGAGAGAGGGUGAAGAGGAGGAAAAAGCAGAGAAGAAGACUAUUUGGACGGUGCUGAGUGUGUGUUUAUGUUUGUGUGUUUCGCCAUUGGACGGCCGGGUGAAGGGACACGAGGAGCAGAGUAGGAGGAGGAAGAGGAGAAGAAGAAGAAGAGGGGAGCCUGCCUGGAUGAAAUUCUCUGUGUCAUGUCACUACAUGUGGACCUUGACUGAUCACAGGUUGAGGAAAAGGGAGACAGACACUGAGAAGAAGACGAGGAGGUGGAGAGAGAGAGGAGGAGAAACUGAGACUUUGGUUUCACUGGGAAAAGAAGAAGGAGGAGGUAAAGUCUGGUGCUCCGUUUUAUCAUGACAUUGUUGGAUAAACAAACCGACGGACUGAGCGCUCUUCAGUUGUGUGUCAACAGGAAUUCGCCUUAGAAGACAGAGAGAGGGAGAGCUAGGAAGAAAAGAAGGAGAGAGACUCUGGAAGAGUACAGACUGCUGUGUUCAACCCAGCUAAGGAGCAGGCACUGGACUUACUCAGUGUGUGUGUGAGUCUGUGCGGGUUUGUGUGUGUGUGUGUGUGUGUGUGUGUGUGUGUGUGUGUUGUGUGGCCGUGUAACCGGUGGAGGGCAGAGGAGUGGAGGGCCAGGGGACUAACCUGGCCAUCAAACGGACUGGCAGCCUCUCCUCUCCUGGGAUCAUGUACCCUCAGGGCAGGCAUCCGGUCCCCUUGCAGCCCGGCCAGUCUUUCAAGUUCACAGUCCUGGAAACUCUGGACCGUAUCAAGGAGGAAUUCCAGUUCCUCCAGGCGCAGUAUCACAGCCUGAAGCUGGAGUGUGAGAAGCUGGCCAGUGAGAAGACUGAGAUGCAGAGGCACUACAUCAUGUACUAUGAAAUGUCCUAUGGUCUCAACAUUGAGAUGCACAAACAGGCGGAGAUUGUCAAGCGUCUCAGUGCCAUCUGCGCUCAGAUCAUCCCUUUCCUCUCUCAAGAGCACCAGCAACAGGUGGUCCAAGCAGUGGAGAGGGCCAAGCAGGUCACCAUGGCUGAACUCAACGCCAUUAUCGGGCAGCAGCUCCAGCACCUGUCUCACCACGCCCCUGGCAUCCCCCUGACUCCACACCCAUCAGGCCUGUCCCUGGGCGCAGGGGGCUCAGGGCUUCUUGCAUUGACAGGGGCCCUGGGAGUCUCAGCCCACCUUGCCUCCAAAGAUGAACGCAACCACCUUGACCCAGAACAUCUCAGAGAGGGAGCACCCAGCAGGAGUAAGUCAGUGUCAUCAACAGACAGUCAGCCCACUGAGGAGCGCCAAGGCCCAUCAGGAGGCUAUUCCUCCUCGCAGGGAGGAGCUGAGGCAAAGAGGAGGCGCUGUGACGACAAAGAGCCACUUGCGCCACACUCCUAUGAUAGUGAUGGAGACAAGAGUGAAGACAAUCUCGUAGUGGACGUCUCCAAUGAAGAGCCUAACUCUCCUGCGGGCAGCCCUCCUCACUCCCCCCACGGGAACGGGUUAGACCGGGCUCCUACCCUAAGGAAGGAGCUCCCGGGCUCCUCAAGCACAGGAGAGGCCCCGUCCACCCCAAACCCCCGCAGCCCCACCCCAGGGAAGGCCAAGGACCCUGCACAGAUGGAUAAGUCCCAGUCUCCAUUGUCCAAGUCUGGCACUCCAUCCCCGUCCCACCGUGAGGCCCUUACCCCUGGAGCCCCAGGAGCCCCUGGUCCAAGCACCUCCUGCCUUCGUUUGGUCAGCAAAGCAGCAUCCAGUGCAGACCCCCUUGCUCUCCGCAGUCCCAUGUCUGUGCCCCCCGGUUCAUACCCGGCUCAUUUUGGCGUGGUGUCCCACGCAGGACUGAAUGGGGAGCUGGCCAGCCCAGGAGGUUUCGGGGGGGCUCUAACUCUUUCCCCACAAAUCAGCGCAGCAGCCAAUGCCUACUCCCGAAGCCCCAUGGUGGCAUAUGACUCUCGGUCUCACCUGAGGGCCCCAGGGCUGUCCUCCUCUCUGCCUGGUUCCUCUGGCGGCAAGCCCGCCUACUCGUUCCAUGUGAGCGCAGAUGGCCAGAUGCAGCCGGUGCCCUUCCCCCCUGACGCUCUUUUGGGUCCGGGAAUCCCUCGCCACGCCCGUCAGAUUCACAGCCUGAACCAUGGAGAGGUGGUGUGUGCCGUCACCAUCAGCACCUCGACGCGCCACGUCUACACUGGAGGCAAGGGCUGCGUCAAGGUGUGGGACAUCAGCCAGCCAGGAAGCAAGAGCCCCAUGGCCCAGCUGGACUGUCUGAACAGGGAUAACUACAUCCGCUCCUGUAAAAUCCUCCCCGACGGGCGAACCUUGAUUGUCGGCGGGGAGGCCAGCACGCUGUCAAUCUGGGAUUUGGCCACACCCACUCCUCGCAUCAAGGCAGAGCUGACGUCGUCUGCUCCCGCUUGCUACGCUCUGGCCAUCUCCCCUGACAACAAGGUCUGCUUCUCCUGCUGCAGCGACGGCAACAUCGUCGUCUGGGACCUUCACAACCAGACUCUGGUCAGGCAGUUCCAGGGCCACACAGAUGGAGCGAGCUGCAUCGACAUCUCCAACGACGGCACCAAACUGUGGACGGGAGGGCUGGACAACACGGUCCGCUGCUGGGACCUCCGAGAGGGACGGCAGCUCCAGCAACACGACUUCACCUCGCAGAUCUUCUCUCUGGGCUACUGUCCGACAGGCGAGUGGCUGGCUGUGGGAAUGGAGAGCAGUAACGUGGAAGUCCUACAUGUCUCCAAACCUGACAAGUACCAGCUGCACCUCCACGAGAGCUGCGUUCUCUCCCUCAAGUUUGCCUACUGCGGCAAGUGGUUCGUGAGCACAGGAAAAGACAAUCUGUUGAAUGCAUGGAGGACACCAUAUGGAGCCAGUAUUUUCCAGUCCAAGGAGUCCUCGUCUGUGCUGAGCUGUGACGUCUCCCCGGACGACAAGUACAUAGUGACAGGCUCUGGGGACAAGAAGGCCACGGUGUACGAGGUGGUGUACUGAGGGCCGGGACAAGAUGGGAAGAGACAGGAGGGAGAUUUUGGGGUGUUUUUUUGGAUGAUGGGGGGGCAACCAGUUGCCCUGCCAACUGCUCCUGAUCCUCAUUACAUCAGCAACAGCAGCACCCCCGUCUCAGUCCUCCUGACCCUCACCCCUAAUACAUCACCCCCCUCUCCCCCUUUUUGCUGUGAUAUAAGCUACAAUGGAAGCACCCAAAUGCCCCCUCCCCCCUUCCACUUUUAGCCCAAGGAUGAGGCAUAAUAGCAGAGAGAGAGAGGCAGAAAGGGAAGCGGCAAGAUAAGAAGGACAAAAGAAAAGCGUGGUGGAGCAUAAAGAUAAAGUCGGGAAGCAGAAGAGGGAAAGACAAGAAGGAGGAGAGAAGAUGGGAAGGAAGAGAAAUGAAAGGGAGGAGGAGGAGGAGGAGGAGAAGGAGGGAGGCAGGGUAAUUAGGGCUGUUUCCUGAUUAAGAGCUCAGUGGAAGGGAGGCCCCCAGAGGAGGCACAGAGCGGCACUGUGGGAGCGCCAGCCAGGAGCACUGAUACCACACAAUCGAUUCAUUAGCCAGACAGUGGAAGCCUUAAUGAGGCUGACGCCGCAGCUUGCUCUCCCCAGCGAGAGGUGUCAGGAGCUGGGGAAUGAUGACGCUCCGAGAUGGAGGGGGCCGCUUCAGAUAUCCACAUACACUGACAUGAAACAUAGACCUGCUCUCACUCACACACACACACAAGGGCAAGAAUACACACACUUACUCGGAUACACCCCCUUGAGGUAAUCGUAGGAAGACAGAAACACACACACACACACACACACACACACACACACACACACACACACACACACACAGAGCACCCAAUUAAACAUUCAUUGCAGCGCUCCCCAUCUCACUGCUUAAUAUCUAUUUUAUUUUGGUCUGACAAAGGCAGCGUCUAAUGAGCAGCGGAGUCAAUGGGAUUCUCCCAGGGCCCAGAGACACAAACAGAGAACAUCAGCCAAGCUGUGUUGUCUAAUUCCUCUGGAUUGUUCUCCUGACACCGGGCGCUGCAUUCACUCUCAUUAAAAGCACUGUCAGCUAGAUGAAGUAGCAGCAUGCCAACUUCACUGUAAGGCAGACAAGAGGGCAAAUUAACACCACCCGAUUACACUAUCAUUAGAAGCCAACUAAGCAGCGACUAAUCUGAAUCCUUUCAAAUUUUAUGCAACUAGUUGCUGUUUUCAUUUGCAAACCACAUGAGAUUACGUUUAUCAGAGUCAUCAUCUCCAUCUCUGCCUGCCUGCUGAUGUGCUAGUGUUUAAAGUGCUCCAGCUAAAUCUUGUUCGGUAAGCUAUUAAUUGCUAUUAAUUGAGAUGCUAAACACCUUAAUGGAAAAGUUCGACAUUUUGAGGAAUAUGCCUAUUCACUAUCUUGCCAAGAUUUAGAUGAGAAGAUCGAUACUACUCUCAUGUCUGUAGUCAAAGUCUAAGUAGUCUCACCUAGCUUAGUGUAAAGACUGAAAAUGUCUCACCUAGCUUAGCGUAAAGACUGAAAAUGGGGAAACAGCUAGCCUGGCUCUGUCCAAAGGUAACAAAACUGCCUACCAGUGCCUCUGAAGCUCAUCAAUUAACACAUUAUAUCUCAUCAAGUGUUACAGUGACAAUUUGCUGUUUUACGGGGGUUAUGUGCCGGAGCACUAACUUCCAUGAGUGUCCGCUGGUUUCCUGGGAACUGGUCCGAGUCAAGAAAUAGUCAUUUAACCACCCUAUAAAAUGGCACAGAUUUGUAUGCUUUAUGCUAAGCUAAGCUAACCGGCAGCUGGCUGUAGACUUAUAUUUACUGUACAGACAUGAGUGGUAUCAAUCUUCUCAUCUAUGUCUCAGCAAGACAGCAAAUAAGAGUAUUUCCCGAGAUGUUGAACUAUUCCUUUAAACCCAAUUCUUACUUUUCAAUCCUUCUUGUAUCAUAUUCCAAACUGGCAGGCAAACUGUAUAUCAGAGCUCUCUGCUUCUGUAGAACAUGCGUCACCAAUGUGUAGACUAAAAAAGGCACAUUUCAAGCUUUUCUUUUAUUACUCAUUUAUUUCAGUCUUUUUUAUGAAUAGUGAUUGCUCGUCUUAUGUAAUGAUAUGUUUAUGUAUUGGGGUUGCCUGUGACUGUGUUUUGGGUUCGGGGGAGCAAACAGAGAGAGGGAUGCACUCACACAUGGAGACAAAAUCAAGUGGAACACAGGUGGGAAAAAUUAUUUUUUUCUUUUAACCUUUUUUUUUAAAAUCAGUGCAUUUUUAUCCUUGGUGAUGGUGACAGGCAGAGGGCUUACAACAUCAGCAGUCCCAUGUAAAGAAAAAAAAACUCAGUUUGGGAGAAAAUAUCUUCUGUCCCCUUUUUUUCACAAGUGGUAGUAAAUGUACUAUAGUCUGUUUUCAGUCCUUAUUGUGUAACUAAACUAUGUUUCUGUUGAAUCUGUGGUCAGUGUACAGCAGGCGUUGGCUGUGACAUAAUACAGAUUUAGCCAUCGAAGGGGUCCCACUUACUGCAUGCAUGUUGCACUAAAGCUCCAUUUCUGCUGAUAAAAUGAGACAAAUCUGAUUUUAUUUGGUAGAUACAGUGAAUGGUCUCACAGCCACAGUUUUACAGAGGGAAGAAUUUUACAUUACAGUAUGCAAUUUAGUUCAAUUGUAUAAACUUUUAGCAGGAUUUGUCCAUGUUUCUCGCUGCUCUCAGCGCUAUAGCAAGAUAGAAUUAUGAGGGACUUCUACAAUGGCUACUGUACCAGUGAGGAGUCGGAGAUCAUCUGUACAGUUUAAUGCCUUUGCCUGCCUCUUUCCCUUUCUGCCUGUCACAGCAAACCUAAAUGAUAUUCUCAUACACAAGCUUGUAUACUACUCAGAAAGAUGCUGUAUAAUGGCUAUGCAUUUGGUGGUAUAGCGUGAAUAUUUGGGACAUUGUAUUUGAUACUCUUCUUUUACUGUCAGUAAUGCCCCCCCCCCGCGCUUUCUCUGUUCCAACCGUAUAAAAACUUUUUCAUGUCCAUGUUUAGUUUCUCUUUAAAAAGCCAAGGAACGUUUUUUUUUAAAUGCACCGUGUCUUCUUCCCUCCUGAUGCGUUUCCCAUGUGCUGUACAAGAAAUGCUACGUGUGAAAAAUAAACCAGCCUUGUGUUCGUCCUUUCA
This is a messenger RNA of Siniperca chuatsi (mandarin fish), 6365 nucleotides long. It is a transcript of the gene tle2b, whose product is annotated as TLE family member 2, transcriptional corepressor b. The transcript has 20 exons. Gene Ontology annotation, molecular function: protein binding; transcription corepressor activity. The record is from RefSeq and is a predicted model, not a curated record. Gene Ontology annotation, biological process: negative regulation of canonical Wnt signaling pathway; regulation of DNA-templated transcription. Bases 920 to 3226 code for a protein of 768 amino acids. Gene Ontology annotation, cellular component: nucleus; transcription regulator complex. NCBI's taxonomy places the organism in Eukaryota, Metazoa, Chordata, Actinopteri, Centrarchiformes, Sinipercidae.